UAACAGGAAGUUCUGCUCCAGUCCAGAAACUGUCAAUCUGAGUGUUUCUCCUAUAUGCGGUUCUAUGCAGACUCAAGGCUGACUGUUAUAAUGAGUGAGAGAGAGGUGACAGUGACCUCUGGUGGUUAAGAAGUUAACUUGUGGCAGAUCACUCUCAGUUUGGCGGAUAACAGAAUAGCAGGCUUGUCACAAUCUGCCACGGAUCAUAUCAUUACCAGAAUGUCAAGUUCAUGACUUAAAGCAGAACAUACUGAAUUUGUCUUUAGGUGGAAGGAUCCAAAACCAACUCACUACUGUAAACAAACAUGCUUGGAACAAUUUGCGGAAUAAUAUUUUUCAUUGCCUAUUUGCCGCAUACUGAAUGCCAACGUUAUCAUGAAUUUGGCAUGAUUGAAUCAUGCAGUGGAUCAGCUGGUACUAAUGAAGUUCUCUUCGCUUAUGAAACUGAAGUGGCUGGAUACAUGGAUAUAGAAGAGGCAAAACUAGUUAUCACAGUACCUGAUAUCGCAUAUAGUAUUCCUGGCUUUGAUACAUUACCCCUACAAGAUAUUAACCAUGUUGAUCCUGGAUUAACAUCUUUGUGCAAAGAUGCUUAUUUCAGGAUCCUCUCUCUUAAUAUAUCUGAACCUCUUGAACCUCCCUGGACCUCAAUUUACACCAGGAAUGAUGUGAAAUUACAUGUCAACAAUACCCUGAUUUGCCUUGUUUCUGGAUUCUACCCUCCACCGGUCAGAGUCUCAUGGACUAAGAACAAUGUGGAUGUGACAGAUAGAUCAACAGUCAGCAGAUAUUACCCAAACAAAGAUCGGACACUGAAUGUAUUUUCUCGACUGAGUUUCAUUCCAGAGGAAGGAGACAUUUACAGCUGUUCUGUGGAGCACAAAGCCCUUCAACAACCUCAAACCAGAACAUGGGAUGUAGAGAUAAAGGAGCCCAGCAUCGGUCCAUCAGUGUUCUGUGGAGUUGGUCUGACUCUUGGGCUGCUGGGUUUGGCCACUGGAGCAUUUUUUAUCGCCAAAGGGAAAAAAUGGAUAUAGUUAUACUGAUGCACUAAGAGUGCCAUAUUUGUUGUUAGUUAUGUUGUUGUGCACAGAUCCCAUGCAAAUUUGCAUUGCAAAAUAUGACAAAAAUACUGUAUCUUCCACCUGGCUAAUCCAGAUCUGCCUCAUAAACUGAUGCUCAUCUUUUAGUAAUAGGCCUACUUUUUGCUGUGUGUGUGUGCAUUGAAAAUUAUGUUAUUACAUUUAUUGAUUAAUACUGUAUGAUCAGCUGAUAUAUUUAUUUUCUUUUGGUCUUUCAGUGAGUGCGUUUACAUGCACGUUCUUAAGCCGAUUAUGCUUAAUAAACCGACAACGAAAGUGUUCAUGUAAACGCGGUAAAUAUAGUCGGGGCUUUUAGAAUAAACCGGUCGGAACAGUUUUUUUUUUUUUUUUUUGCCUCAAACGCAUCCAGACAAAGCGAGCGUUUUGCUGGAAAGGAAGAAGGAAAUAUCACAAACGCAGACUCUUUCAAGACCCCGAAAAUUGUAAAAAUGUGUUCUCAUCUCUUGUGCAGCAGACGUAGAAGUGGUUCAGUCAAAACACUGCAUCUGUAACUCCACGAGAGAAUAAUCUAUAUGAGCCGGAAGUUUCUCGCUGACAUGUUGCAAGCUUUAUUUAACAUCACAGCUGACACAUACGAAAUAGCCAUGGUCAUAUACGCAAAUGAUUAUUUUUUGAUGUCACAACAGGAAAUGAUUCCGAUUUUUGAAAUAAAGCCAUGUAAAUGCGGUUAACUUGUGUUGUCAGGUAACUGGUUUGCAUGUGGAAAACUGGUUAUUUCGCGUUGGUUAUUUCAAUAAUUUGUGAGAUAUCAGCUUGCAUAAACAUGCUCAUUGAUACAGACCAUUCUUCACAGUAUGCAAAUAGUACCUAUUAGGGGUGUGACGAGACAGGUAUCUGUUCUAUUCUCUUGGGCGCCCUAGGCAAGAUUUUUUUUGACGCCCCCUUAUAUUGCGAUUUAUCCAAAGGGGCGAAUCUAGAAAAUUAUUUAUAGGGUGGCAAAGGGGUGGCAUGAGGUCUAUGAGGGGUGGCAACACCAAAGCAAGCUCUCAUGCAUAGUUUUUGGAGCUUUAUAGCCUUACAUACACAA
This is a messenger RNA of Megalobrama amblycephala (Wuchang bream), 2130 nucleotides long. RefSeq names its product H-2 class II histocompatibility antigen, A-U alpha chain-like. NCBI's taxonomy places the organism in Eukaryota, Metazoa, Chordata, Actinopteri, Cypriniformes, Xenocyprididae. The transcript has 4 exons. Bases 306 to 1037 code for a protein of 243 amino acids. Gene Ontology annotation, molecular function: MHC class II protein complex binding. Gene Ontology annotation, cellular component: MHC class II protein complex. The record is from RefSeq and is a predicted model, not a curated record. Gene Ontology annotation, biological process: antigen processing and presentation of exogenous peptide antigen via MHC class II; positive regulation of T cell activation; immunoglobulin production involved in immunoglobulin-mediated immune response.